AUGGCGAAAUGCAUCAGAAGCACCUCUAGUACAUUCAAUGACGGACUCGCAAAGACUGAGGGGAACGAGAGAGUUAUAUACUACUGCCGAUUGGGGAUCAAACAAGCUUCAGGUGAUGAUGACGUCAGUGAGGAAAUCACAGCAACCGAAAACACCUGUGAAAGACGCGCACAUGGAUCGCCUGUUUGGAGACUGUUGUCACAAGCAACCAAGGAUAAGAUUCAGGAAGUGAGAGGUGAUGAGUGUAGGACAGUAACUGUUCAGACUGGUGGAUCUGUUAUUAUUCCAUGUCAUUAUGAAAGUAAAUACACCCAACACAAGAAAUACUGGAGCUAUCAUCCAACAGGAUCUUAUUAUUUCUCCUCUAUUCUGACAUAUGCAAAUAAAACCAAAGGAGACGUGUCAGUAAUUGAUCAUCCUGAUCAGAGUUUAUUUACUGUCACUAUGAGAGACCUGCAGCAUCAAAACACUGGAUAUUACAUGUGUGCUGUGGAAAUUGAACGAGUUCACUAUGAUGUGUAUGAGUGGUGUUAUCUCAAAAUCCAAUCAGCUCCUGAUGUCUCUGUGAUGUCCAGCAGUGUAACUGUAGAUGAAGGUGGUAAUAUCAGUGUACAGUGUCUCUACAUUUCUACAUAUAAGUAUGAACACAAACAGUGGUGCAGAUAUAAAGACAAGAGAUGUUACACAGUGGGCAGUGGCACAUCCCAGUAUUUAGUUGAGAUCAGUGAUGAUAGGAGAGGAUGUUUGACUGUGGUGAUGUCUGGACUGAUGAAGAGUUAUUCUGGCUGGUAUUACUGUUCUGUAGGAGAUCUACAAGCUCCUGUUCAACUCACAGUAAAAAAGCCUCCUAAAUCUCCUGAUCUCUCUGUGAUGUCCAGCAGUGUAACUGUAGAUGAAGGUGGUAAUAUCAGUGUACAGUGUCUCUACACUUCUACAUAUAAGAAUGAACACAAACAGUGGUGCAGAUAUAAAGACAAGAGAUGUUACACAUCUCAGAAUGCAUCAGUUAAGAUCAGUGAUGAUGGUAGAGGAUCUAUGACUGUGGUGAUGUCUGGACUGAUGAAGAGUGAAUCUGGCUGGUAUUACUGUUCUGUAGGAGAUCUACAGGCUCCGGUUCAACUCACAGUCAAUGUUGCUGAAAUCUCUGUUGGAAAUGUAACACCUGUUGAAUUCACUGAUGGAGAAGCAACAUCAGCAGACCUACAGCUCUCUCUACUAUAA
Messenger RNA from Misgurnus anguillicaudatus (oriental weatherfish), 1221 nucleotides. Lineage: Eukaryota; Metazoa; Chordata; Actinopteri; Cypriniformes; Cobitidae. The record is from RefSeq and is a predicted model, not a curated record.